UGCUUUAUCUUUCUCUAUACAAACCGUAGUGGUCGCAUGCCGUCAUGACCCAUGUCGCGGAGGAAGGGAACCCCCGGAAGGGGGGCAUGACCUAUGAUGAGAUAAACCAGAGCGUCCUAGACGUGGAAUCCUGGUUCAAGAAGCACGCACGCGGCUGUCUAGACAACGCGGAAGGGGCACAGGAUGCAGACAUUCAGGCGCUGGAGAAGGCCACGGACACCACAAUUCCGGAGGAGCUGCGAUCAAUCAUGACAAUCCAGGACGGGCAACUCUGGUUCUCCGAGAAGCAAGCACUUACCUGCAAGGCGAUGGUAGCGGCGGCUUUCAAGAUGGAAGGACGGGUGCCCGGUUGGAGAGCAGGGCUGAUACCCUUCGCCAAGGAUGUCGACGACAACUUUUUGGUUACGGACACUCAAGCAAGAGGUUGUCCGGUGGUAGAGUGGGAUGCAGCAGACGGUGAGGGUGGGACAGUGGCGACGACUUUCUCGCUCUUCCUAGAGGGCUUCAGGAACGAGCUGCUUGCCGGGCGAUGCGAAUACGUGGAGGGACUGGGCGUUGUCGAGAAAAUCACGAAGAGUAACGUUAGCAGCCCUCCCCGCAGCAACCGAAAAUAAUGUUCUAGGCUAGGCGAGGGGGCGAAAAUUGAUCAAAGAAGACACUGGACAGCCAUCUAUACUUGUUUUUUCCAGAAAAGUUCUUGGUUGCUCCAGUACAGAGAGAGGGUACUCGAUUAGAAGCUCUCGUUAUGGACGAGACUGGGGCGCUUCGUUCCGUCUGUGGGCUACAAAUGACCGCAAUAUAGGUUUUUGCCUAGGGCUUCUUAUCGGGACUCACAGAUGGCGCUUAUGUUCCGUAGUCAUGAUUUGGGCAUUGAUAUUCCGUAGUCAUGACUUGAGCAUGAGUCUAAGUUCUUUACUGCCGGGUUUUGAAGUACGGGUACUAUCAACGUAGGGUUUUGGUAUAACAACGUAUGUGGGGAUUCUAUGCAUACGUCGAGGAGGUCUGGAAGGAGGUCGUCGACACGAUGAAGGAUCGCCACUCAUUGGUGUGGGCGUAGAAUUCACCAGUCCUUAUGGGACAAGUUGGUGAACUCAUCAUCCGAAGUGCGUCUGUGUGAACAAAGGUUCCUUGGACUGGAUUUGGAGGGUUUGGGGCGCGUACGGACGGAAUCGCGUCGAAACAAAGCUUAUAUAUCAAACGCUCGUAAGACAAAUUGAAUUCGUUGAUACUUCGAAGUAUAUUACAGUGUUGCCGAACAAGACAGUGUAGCCUGCAACCAGCAAGACCCCAGAUACACGCAUUCAACCAAACAGCAAAAUCAGAACAAAGAUACAGGAAGACACACACGAAGAAUCGUGACGAAAACAACUGCUGCCCCAUUAAAGAAAUGUUGCCUUGGCGAAAGUCGCGCAGGGGGUCAACGGUCGGAAAAACCCCGGGCUCCAAGCCCAGAGAGCACAUUCCAAAUACACGUUACUCUUUAACCCAUCAGGCUACACGGUUCGCGACACAGCUGCGUGAAGUGUGCAUACAUGCUCAUCUUGCCCUGUACCUUGUAUCGUCUAACACCAAUAUUGUAAUUGACGGACGGUGCAUGAUAUAGAUACCCCAAGGCUCCAGGAUUCCUUCGACUCCUCAAAAAAAAAAAAAAUCGCACUGCGCACACCAGUAAGCAUGCAUCAUUGUCCCAAAUCUCUCCCUUGUUUUACGUUGUACGGCGUUGUCCACCACGACCAAGAUGCCCUCUCCUCGCCCCUCACCACUAGGCCACGAAUACUCCAUUUACCGCAGUAACGAAAAGCAGAUACGAUGUUAUUGCGGAUGCCAAGUGAGACCGGUUGGCCAGUCAUUCGAGCCUUGAUAGCAGCGAACAGUAUCCAUAGCGGCAUGCCGGAUCCCCCCCCACCUCCCGUCCUUUCCUCGCGUGUCAAACGGACACGCGCACUUUCUCACAUGGACGUGUUCACACAAAAAAACUAGUGCUGUGGCAAUGUGCUUUAAAUGGCAGGGGCCUACGCCCUGCGUAUUGCCGAGUAGCACCCCCCGGGUCUGCGCUGCCUCCCUCUCCCUCAUGCAAAACUAUAGGUACCAUGCUCCCUUACUCAAAAGAGUGACAUUCACACAAAUUACCGUGAUGAGGCUCACUUGGCGGGUCUUACCCUACGCCUUUCCACUGCUGCCUGGCACAGCUACCAAGACGCGCAAAGAGGGCAAGAGUACCAAAAGCGUACCUACGAACAUGUGGGUUAUGGCACCGAACACCCGUCCUAACUCCCUGUCUGCAUCUUACCCCAGUAUAUAAGCACGAUUUGGUGAUGGUCGUUCUCUGGCCCAUCUAGCUUGAGAAUGAAAACAACCCCAACUCACGCGCUUUGCGACGUUUCGGAAACACCCCCUCCUCCCAGAAAACAAAAUAAAUGCCACCGACUCCCAAACACGAUUGCAAUCGAAGUCGAAACAUGAAUGCAAUCGAGUUGACCAAGUUCUUCUGUCCUUGUGACCUUUAUGACAUCGGUGCGUACGCCACACAGCUGGGCACCGAAACGCAAUUUGUCCGAAUACCGCCGUUAGAGUCUUUUCCAAACAGCAGUGUUCCUCCUUCGUAUCUCUUCCAGCACCAACAGAAAACACAUGCGACAGAUACUGCUAUCGCUGCAACACGGCAAUUGGCCUCGCCCUCUCAAAAGGUGACACAAAAUAAGACCAGACCUAUUUACUAAAGAGCGAU
Ectocarpus sp. CCAP 1310/34 is the source of this 2728-nucleotide messenger RNA. The record is from the annotation of a GenBank genome assembly. NCBI's taxonomy places the organism in Eukaryota, Phaeophyceae, Ectocarpales, Ectocarpaceae.